Actinia tenebrosa (Australian red waratah sea anemone) is the source of this 519-nucleotide messenger RNA. RefSeq lists its product as uncharacterized. The record is from RefSeq and is a predicted model, not a curated record. Lineage: Eukaryota; Metazoa; Cnidaria; Anthozoa; Actiniaria; Actiniidae.
AUGAGGAAAUUUGGUGACMAAAAGUASUUCAAGGCAACCCGUCAUCUUAAAAGUCACAGUAUUGACUAUUUAAAGCUUGGCACAACAUUUGCUUGGUUCUAUUCAGAGAACGAAAAGCCUUCAGUCAYAAGGAAAGAAGGAUUUAUAAUCCGUUCGGCAACUGAAUACUUCAGUGCCAAACCUUCAAGCCGACAAAUCAAAGCCGUGUAUAAUGCGUGGAAAAAAGAUAUCGGUGGCGCUAAAAGCUAUGCCGAAAAUCUACGCCUCAAAAGUAGUGUUACUAACGUUUCCCUGAAAAACAAGGCAGUUGAUGGCAUCGCUACGGCAAACCCAUUUGAAUUGCUUAUGGAAGACCAAGCUGAGUUAGAUGGCGAUGGACUGUGGAAAACUAGUAAGGAUUGCCAAGAAGGACAAAGAUACAAUCUAAGGAAAAAGCGAGAGAGAAAUCUGCGGUUGCGAGACUUUAUUGUCACUCCAUUGCUUUUUCCAAGAAGAAAAAGAAAGGUAAGUAUCGAGUGA